Molecule: messenger RNA, 1077 nt
Organism: Triticum turgidum subsp. durum (durum wheat)
Lineage: Eukaryota; Viridiplantae; Streptophyta; Magnoliopsida; Poales; Poaceae
Source: the annotation of a GenBank genome assembly
AUGCCGCCGCUGCUCACCCUCUCCACCUCGCCGGCGCUGCCGCCCCCGGCGCCACGGAGGGCCCGGUUCAGGGUCGCGGCCUCCGCCGACGUCGGCGCCACCGGCCGAGCCGCCGCCGCCAACGACUUCCCGCCGUUCCUGCCCAGGGCGGUCGAGCGCAUCCGCGACGGCGCCGCCCUCCGCCUCACCAAGCGAAUCGAGCGCGUGCCCGUCCAGACCGGCUUCUCCAAGAGCCCGAUACCGAGCAGCUGCGUGAGGCCACUCAAGCAGCAGCAGAGCGCCGAUCCGGUCGUGCUGCUCCACGGCUUCGACAGUUCUUGUUUAGAGUGGAGGUAUACCUACCCUUUGCUGGAGGAUGCUGGGUUGGAGACUUGGGCUGUGGACAUUCUUGGAUGGGGCUUCUCUAAUUUAGAAACAAGGCCACCCUGUGAUAUUGUGUCUAAGCGCGAGCAUCUUUAUCAGUUCUGGAGAUCCUACAUCAAAAGGCCUAUGGUACUAGUUGGGCCUAGCCUGGGUGCUGCUGUUGCCAUUGAUUUCGCAGUCAACUAUCCGGAAGCGGUAUCAAAAUUAAUCUUCAUUGGUGCAAGUGUAUAUGCGGAGGGCACAAAAGAUAUGACCAGAAUGCCUAAAUUUGUUCCAUAUGCUGGGGUUUUUGUACUGAAGAGUCUUCCUCUACGACUAUUCGCUACACGCUUGGCAUUUUAUAAUAUUCCAGAUGGAUUCUUUGAUUGGGUGCAGAUUGGCCGUCUACACUGCCUGCUUCCUUGGUGGGAAGAUGCUACGGUUAAUUUUAUGAUUACUGGAGGUUAUAAUGUCAUAAACCAAAUAAAGCAGGUAAAGCAAAAAUGCCUGGUCUUAUGGGGAGAGGAUGAUGGAAUUAUUAGUAAUAAGCAAGCAUAUCGGUUACAGCAGGAACUCCCAAGCGCAAUUUUAAGGCAGGUAGGGCAGUGCGGCCACAUUCCUCAUGUCGAGAAGCCAAGGGAGGCUGCAAAGCAUGUGCUCGACUUUCUCGGGGGCGAUGGUGUGGACAAGGCGGACCAGGUUUCUUCCCUGUCAUCAGCUCUGGUAUCAACAUGA